AUGAUAUCAGUGCAUUUACGACAAAAGGCGCCUAUACUGGUGUAUGUUUCCUCCCCCCUUGAGCUCCCCGAGAGGAAGUACACGUUUCACCAGGUGAUGUGCAGGAAGCCACGAAACACGCUCAGUUCAGUCACAUGUUUACAUCCAAACGAGCCAGACUGCAGAAUGGAGAUCCCGCGUAUUGAAUCGUACAUCAGUAAGCCGCUGGACACAGCCAACUUUAUUCUGCGGAGGCCCAUGCCCUUUGUGAAGCGCACACCGUCGAAGGAGUGGCAGGAAGCGACAAAGUGCGAUGACUACGAGAGCAUGUCGACGCUUGAGGACAAAAGCCGUCUGGCAUUUGAUGGUGGAGCUAGGGAGAUGCAGUUGCCAGUGAAGAGCCCGAGAGCACUGUUAUCGGGGUCCUGUGACUCGCUGGUGGUGCCAACGCGGCCAGCACCGCCCAAGCCCCUGCCGAAGCCGAGGAUGGUGACGCCGGAAUGGAACGACGGGAAAAUCGAGAGCGAUGGGAAUAAUAGAGUUGUUAUUUACUGCGGGGAUAAUCGACAGGGCAACAACGAGGGCGUCACCGGGAGCCAGUCCUCGUGGUCGGUGAGGCAGGAUGGAGAUCCCGGGAGUCAGUGCGAUGCGGACGGCCAGGUUGCGGUGAAAUUUGGGGUGGAUCAGGGGGGAAUGGGGGAGUGUGAGCGCGAGUCGAGUGAUGUUAUUGUGAAGGUCAGCCCGAGCAGGGAGGACGUCCUCAGGAUCGAAGAGGACGAGUCUGUUUUGGAGGACUACUGGUCGUUACCCGGUGACACGACCGGAUUCAAGGCGGACUGGAGUUUUGUACAGCAGUGGAGACUCAGGGGGCCUGGCGGUGGUACACGGGAUAUUUAUUGUCCACCGUACACCAAGGAGAACUCGGAAUCAACGAAAUCACAUAAUAUGGUUCACAUGAUACCGGAGAGGGACACCGACAGUGUGGCACCUACACCCACGCCCCAGCAUCCACAUCAAUCUCAACAUCAUCAUCUCAGCCAUGAACUUCGGCGACGGCCAACGGAGUGUACAGGUAACAGCUCCUCCGACGAGAACCGUUCAUCAGGUCACGCCAGUAUGUCGGACACAGGUGGACACACGAGUAGUAGUUCCCCACCCCAUCGUCAUCACCGUAGUCACAGUCCUCCCCAAUUGAAUUCCGUCCCUGAGGACGACAGGCUAUCCGCGUCAGUUACCCAGAGAAAUGGCCGCCACAGAAACGGACAGAGUCGCAACCGCCAUCGAGCCACUCCCGCCAAGUUGCAGGUGCCCUGGUCCGGUUCUGGGCUGGAGGACAUUAAACUAGCAAUUCAGCAACUCACGAUGCGUUCCCACACAUCAACAUCGACUUACUCGUCUCUGAGCGGCUCUGAGAGCUCCGAGCCAGCGGUGAGACGACUCAUGCGGCACUCGAGCCUCGAGACAAUAAACACUAACGUCACAAGUGCCGACGAGUUUGUCUGGGUGGACUCGCACAAUCGUCUGGUGGAGCUCCAGCAGCUUCCCUGGACCCACCACGACGUCUUAAGAGUCCUGCAGAACGGAAGAACUCGCGAGCACAUGGACCAGGUCUCCAUGGAGACGAUUCCCCGGCUGUCGUACCUCCUUCAACGGGCCCUGGUGCGCAUUGGGAGGGAAAUUCAGCGAUUGUCGAAGCCCCUUGGCCUCUGCUCGAAGCAGGAGGUCUACAGCGCCUUCAAAAUAGUCCUCUGCCCGGCCCUCGCGGACUCUUGCACGAAAGCUUGCCUCAGGGCUGCCACAAUGUUCGCAGUUUCGGGGGAUCAGCUCAAGCAGUCGAAGGCCUCUCGCUCGGGGCUGCAGCUUCCGGUUGGCAGAUUCCUCCGGUGGAUGUCCGAUGUUAAACUUGGAAGGAUGAUUCACGAGUAUGCGGCUGUCUAUCUCGCAGCGGGGAUCGAGAAUCUUCUGGAGGAAAUUCUGCUGCAGUGUCUGCCGACAGAGGCUCACACCACUCUCACGGCCACCAUGCUGGAGCAUGCCAUUGCCAACAGUGGGGAUCUCUGGGGACUUCUUCAGCCGUAUGCGCAUUUGAAUGCCGGGAGAAUCGCCUCUGGUGCGCUGGCUAUGCCCAGGUGGGCCAGUGUCAGUUCGUUGAACUCCUCUAAUUCCUCGAGGAGUGGGAGGGAACCCGGGACGAGUCUGGAGCCCUCGCUGUUGACUACUUGUGUCGGAUCCAUGGCUGAGUUAUUGGAUCUCAUUGGAAAGGUCGCUCAUGCCGGCAGGUGCCCUGUACCGCUCACGAAUAAAGCUUUGAAUGCUUUGUUUUAUUAUAUGCGGUGCUCCCAGCUGGAGCACGGCGAAAGGGGUUCCGGUAUCCAGGAGUUGGCGUACGAGCGCGCCUACGUGGUCCUCCCGCCGCUGGUGGAGUGGCUGCGAGUCUCCACAGCGCACGCGGACCACCGUCACAGUCUCAUCGUGGACCACGACGACGUGAACCAGGCGGCGCGACUCCUCCUCCCAGGGGUCGACUGCCCGGUGCGUCCCAUCGCCUUCGACGAGGUCACCCUGUCAAAAAAAACCGACGACUCCGAAUACGUCCGUCGUCUGACCCUGGACAUGGCCUUCAAGAUGCUGCUGAGUGGUCGUCCCGACCUGAUCUCGCAAGCCCUCGCCUUCCUCCCCUCGACGAAAAUCAACACCGUUAACGACAACGGCUUCACAGCCCUGAUGCUGGCUUGCAUAAUCGGAAGUGAGACUGCAGUGACUGCUCUCCUCGAUUCCGGGGCAGAUCCCAACGUGGAGAGUCCGGUUCCCCUGGGGAACCCCGUGAGCCCGGUGAAAGGGGCCUCUGGGGCGAGUUCGACCCCGGGGAAGAGCCUCCCGGGCACGAACGCCUCCUCAAGUUCGUCGUCGAGCCCCGGGGGAAAUGGGAAUUGCGCUCAGAGCAGUUUCAACGCUGAAACCCAACACUGGACGGCCCUGACGUAUUCUGCGCUUCUCGGUCACAGCAGCAUCGCGAGAAUUCUGCUGGAGAGAGGGGCAACUGUCGAGGGUGGAGCCAAGUUGAGUGAAGACAAGUGCACGGUCACCCCUCUGCAAGCGGCUUCCGCCUCUGGAAAUCACGAGAUGGUGGCUCUCCUCCUGGCACAUGGGGCUCAGCCCUUCUUGUCGACCCUCAUGAAGGACUCGUUCUGCUACUCUGGGGCGGCACAACGCGGCUGUUACUCCGCUAUUUCUGUGGCCACUGCUCAUGGUCAGAGAGGAUGUCUUCAUCAGCUGCUCUCGCAUCCCCUGAAUUUUUCGGCCAAACGCGGGGAGAAGGAGGUCCUGUCCCUCGAGGAAAUUCUCGCUGAGGGGAAUCCUGGGGCUGGGCAACAUCAGACGCAACAGCAAUCGUUGGACGGCAGGAGUGGCCGUAAAGAGGGAAAGGAACCGGUUUUUAAUAAAAGUCAGAGUAAAGCUCUGCAAGAGGCCAUGUACCACAGUGCUGAGAGCAAUCAUCUGGAUAUUACCAUGGAACUCAGGGGAUUGAAAGUGGGAUGGAGCCUUCAUUGCUGGAUGCACAGUCUCUCUACUGCACAUGAAAUGAGAAUAGAUACGGUUAUUGAUCAGUUACUUCAGGAUUUUCUGCAGGUCUGUCCAGAUGAUUACUCUAAUCAAUUUGUGCAGGAGUGUCUUCCCUUGUUAUUCAAUAUCUUCAGAUAUAGCAAGAAGGAGGAUUCAACGCUUCUGCUCGGGGAUAUCUUCUCGACGUGUUACGGGUGGGAACCGAUAAAACCCAUUAGAGAUACAACGCUGUCCAGCGGCUCGAGGAUCGAUCCCAAGUUCGUUAAUAAUCCUGAGCUCAGUGAUGUUCAGUUCAGGGUGGAGGGGAGGGUGUUCUACGGACACAAAAUCGUUCUUGUCACGUCGUCACCCAGGUUUAGGAAUAUGCUGAGCUCGAAAUUGUGCGAGGGAAAUCCACCCAUUGUGCAGAUUAACGAUAUACGAUAUCAUAUUUUUCAGAUGGUGAUGGAAUUUCUAUACCACGGUGGCUGCGCCACUCUAGAAGUCAACCAGAGUGACGUACUGGAACUAAUGGCAGCAGCGAACUUUUUCCAACUAGAUGGAUUACUUCGAUUCUGCGAAGCUCAAUGUUCAGCGAUGGUUGAUCUCGAUAACAUCGUUUCCAUGUACAUCCAUGCAAAGGUAUACAAUGCAGCGCAAUUACUCGAGUACUGCCAAGGGUUCCUCCUCCAGAACAUGGUUGCACUGUUGACCUACGACGACUCAGUGAAACGUCUUCUAUUCGCUAAAAAACUACCCAACCACGACGUACUCGCUGGACUUCUUCUCACCCUUCAGGCGAGACUCAAAUCAAGACGACCACAGUUGCAGAACACUAAAUUAAAAACGUAAAGAUCAUCAAAAAUCCUUCCCACGUGUCCUUACUUAUUAAAAGACUGCGAUAACUUGUUCGAUAGUAUUAUUUUUUCCCUAAAAUCAACGUUUCUCAUCUGUAGUAAGUGCCUUAAUUCCAUACUUGCCAAGUUUAAACAUGAUAAAUUAGAAUUUUAUAACAU
Diachasma alloeum is the source of this 4538-nucleotide messenger RNA. RefSeq names its product ankyrin repeat and BTB/POZ domain-containing protein 2. Bases 1 to 4374 code for a protein of 1457 amino acids. The transcript is spliced from 9 exons. The record is from RefSeq and is a predicted model, not a curated record. Gene Ontology annotation, molecular function: protein heterodimerization activity. Lineage: Eukaryota; Metazoa; Arthropoda; Insecta; Hymenoptera; Braconidae.